This is a messenger RNA of Vigna radiata var. radiata (mung bean), 1476 nucleotides long. RefSeq lists its product as uncharacterized. Lineage: Eukaryota; Viridiplantae; Streptophyta; Magnoliopsida; Fabales; Fabaceae. Bases 178 to 1368 code for a protein of 396 amino acids. The record is from RefSeq and is a predicted model, not a curated record. The transcript has 3 exons.
CAAGUUUAAAGGUUUAUGUGUGAGUGGAUGGCUCUGUUCUGUUUUCGAGAAAUCCUUUGAAAUCGAAUUCAAGUUGAACUCAUCCCAAAACUAAUUAUCAUCCAGAGAGUCAUCUUGCUUGCAGUAGAGAAGCACAACAACUUUAUUCCCAAAAAAAGAAUAAUAAAAGUUAAAAAAAUGUCUUGGUUCUUCAAGUCCAACCACUCUUACUCGGAAUCUUCUCAACUCAACGACCGCACCGUUACCCAAUCCUCUUCUCCGCCGCUUCCCGCCGCCGAUCGCCACGGCGUCAAGGAAGACAUAUCGCAUAUUUUCCGCGGCGUGGCCAACUUCCUCGCUCCGCCGCCGUCCUCGUCUUCCGCUUCUUCUUCUUCCUCCGCUGAUUCCUCUUCCUCCUCCUCCUCUUCCUCACAAGCUCUGACCGGAAUCCGGAACGAUCUCGUGGAAAUCGGCGGAAGCUUCAAGAAUUCUCUCUCGCUAAUUUCCACCAACAAAGCGGUCACCGGAAUCUCCAAGUUCGCUUCUCAGUUGUUGCAGUUGGAGUCUGAUCAGCAACAAAGUAACGGCGACGCGGUGCCUGGAACGACGGAUGAUGUUGUGCGUUUCGUGAAGGAGAUUUCUGUGCGUCCUCAGUGCUGGACCGAAUUCCCCUUGCCGCUCCAUAACGCAGAUUUUAGCAUGUCCAAUUCUCAGAGAGAACAUGCAUUGGCUAUGGAACGGCUGGUACCUGAAUUCGUUGCACUAAGGCUGAAUCUUUGCAGUUACAUGAACGUGGAGAAAUUUUGGAUGAUCUAUUUUUUGCUUAUACUUCCAAGACUAAAUCAGCAUGAUUAUGAGUGCUUAUCAAACCCCAAGAUUGUUGACGCAAGAGAUGUGCUUCUCCAGAAACUUGGAGAGGGGAAGAAUUUGCAAGCUGAAGAAAGUGAAAAACCUGGGACUGUGGAUUCACAUCAAGAAGUUAGGGAGAACUGUGAAAGAGAAAGUAUCUCAUUUGAGCAAGACCAGGAUUUGACUGAGGUCACAAAUGCAGUGGAGGGUUUAGAAGUUGAUGACACGGUUAGUACUGAAAAAUGGUUAGAAGAUACCGAUAUUGAUGCUAGUUCAUUUGCUUCCUGUACAAAACUUCAACAGGAAGAGGAUGUGUCAUUCAGUGACCUAGAGGAUGAUGGGAGUUAUAGCUCCGAUAAAUUAUCAAGCCACAGGGAGACGCAGGACAUCAGGGGUUCAUCCCCUGAAGGUGCUACUAGUGACUGGGUUCGGCUGCAUGAAAGUUCUCUGAGAGAUGGCAGGAAGAAUGCUAUUCGUUUAAAAGGUAAGGAUUCAGAAGAUGAGUCAAAUGAUUGGCUCUCGGUUGAUGAUUUUAAUUAGUUAGGCUUUCAUUGAUUCACCAACUUGUAAAGGUUCCAUAUUUUUCACUUCUCAAUGGCUCUGUAUUUAUGGAGUACCAUUAUAUAAAUUAAACUAUUUACUUUCUUA